Messenger RNA from Linum trigynum, 2698 nucleotides. The record is from the annotation of a GenBank genome assembly. NCBI's taxonomy places the organism in Eukaryota, Viridiplantae, Streptophyta, Magnoliopsida, Malpighiales, Linaceae.
GCAUCUAUGGUAUUAAAGGAGCAAUUGUCUACAAUAGUGUAACAAAUGGUCUUAAUUGUAGAUAGUAGAAAUGUAGUGACUGAUUUGGAUAUUUGGCUAACGGGUACAUAAUACUGUCUGUAACGGCCUGAACGGCUAUCUCGGUUAAUACAACAAAUUUUCCCUCUCUCACUUCCUUCUCUCUCUAUCUUCCUUCUUCUACUUUCCUCUUCUCUUACACCAGCAAAGACUCUCACGACCCAGGACAUCACAAAUUGGUAUCAGAGCUAGUCUUGGCCAUGGUGACUACCGUUCGACAGCUCGACGAUCGCCUUAACUCAUUCUCUUCUCGCACGCUGGAGGUGGAAAAUGUCGUCACUGCUCAGAUUGCUACUUUGGAGGAUCAGAAUCGCCCGCAGUCGAAUCAGCUCACCGAGCUAAUGGCUCGCUCUGAGGGGCAUUCUCAGCAGUUCGCGACGCUUACUACUCGUUUGGACAGAAUGGAGGACCCCGCAGCAACUCGGUUCGCUCAAUUCGAUCAGCUUCAACAGAACGUUCAAGAGAUCCUUCGUAGGUUAGAAGUGGUCCAGCAGCGACCGGAGGUUCUCGUCGCCGGCGAUGGAAAUCCGCAAUUGGUUUGUCAAGAGGACAGGGGAUUACUGUCGUUGCCGAAUCACCACUUUCGUCUAGCAGAGCCGCAGAUUCAGAUGCAUCGAGGUCCUCCGCCUCAGGUUCGCGAGGUAGAGUAAGAACAGAUUCCUGUUCCACCGCGAGGUAACGCUCCGAAUCAAUUACCGCGAUUGGACUUUCCUAUGUUUGGGGGUGAUAAUCUGCGUGAUUGGACUCGCAAAGGCGAGAAAUUGUUUGAAAUUUACCAAAUUCCCAAUGAUUAGAAGGUAAGGAUGGCGUCGAUUUACUUCGAAAGACGCCCAGAUAUAUGGUUCGAGGGCUGGAAAUUCGAUAGGCCGAAUUGGAUCUGAGAGGACUUUGUAGCAGAUCUAUGUCAUUGGUUUGGAGAUCGGGAAUAUGGGGGUAUCGUAGGUGAAUUCAAUUAACUGAGGCAGCGUGGUUCGUUAGUGGAGUAUCAGGAGAAGUUCGAAGAGCUUAAAUCACAGAUGGUGAGGUACAAUCCAGCUUUGGGGAAGCAGUACUUCAUUUCAAGCUUUGUGAGUGGGUUAGAAGAAGAACUCCGACCGGUGAUUAAAAUGUGGCAACCUCAGACUAUGGCUCAUGCUUUUCAGUUAGCACAGCUGGAGGGGGCCUCUAAUGAAGCAAGGAGGAAGAAGUGGCGGAUGGGUUCUGGAAGUAUCACCAGACCACCUCUUCCAACGGCACUGACAGGACAGACUCAAGGAGUUCGUAGAUGGGAGAGUUUGGGGGGGCGUUCUGGUAGCAAUAACAAUGGGACUAAGGCUCCUCAGUCUGCCACCAAUGGUCCUAAACCUAACUUUGCCAAGGGGGGCUUGUUAUAAAUGUGGCGACAAGUAUUAUUUCGGGCAUGUGUGUGAUACUAGAAGGCAAUUGAAUGUACUACAGGCUGAAGAUGAGGAGGUAUUAGCUCCUGAAGAUUGGAGUGUGAUGGAUGAGGAAGACAUGGGUGAUCUGAUAGAAGAACCUCAACAACCAGAAGUGGUAGAAGUUUCUAUGCAGGCUUUAAGUAGUGGUGGUUUAUCGAAUUCAUUGAUUGUGCGUGGUAAAGUCAAGAAGGAGAAGGUCUUUGUAUUGAUUGAUACAGGUAGUACACAUACCUUUCUAAGUGAAAGGAAGACUGUUGAGUUAAAAUGUAAAAUGGUUCAAGCUACUACUCCACUGAGAUUGAAGUUAGCAGAUGGGACAGUCUUGUUUAGCAACAUGGUGUGUAAGGAUUUUUGUUGGGAAAUGCAGGACCAGCAAUUUGUGUUUGACAUGCGUAUUUUGAGUCUGUGUUACUGGGUACGAAUGAUGUGGUGUUGGGAUUGGAUUGGCUAAAGACUAUCAGUCCGGUCAAGUUUGAUUUCAUUAAUCUGCAUAUGUGACUGGAAAGGGCAAGAAGUGGUGUUACAGGGCAUGGAGGAUAUAGCUCAAUGCAAGGCAAUGUCAGGCAAGAGUCUUCAGAGGCUAUUGAGGAAGACCAAAGACACAUUGGUGGGUCAUCUAUUCAGUAUAUCUGUGGAAACGGCCAACCCAGGUAAGGUUCCUGUUUUCCUGGAACCAGUAGUAAGUGAGUUUUAAGAUGUGUUUGGUAAACCGAAAGGAUUACCACCUGUGAGAUCAUGUGACCACACCAUUCCACUUCAACCAAAUGCCCAGCCUGUGAACCUAAGGCCCUAUCGAUAUUCUAUACCUUAGAAGAAUGAAAUGGACAGGUUAGUGAAGGAGAUGAUGGAAGCUCAAUAUAUACAGACCACUCGCAAUCCGUUUGCUUCUCCAGUGUUGUUAGUCUUAAAGAAAGAUGAUUCGUGGAGAUUUUGUGUGGAUUACAGGCAGUUAAAUGCAUUGACUAUCAAGGAUAAGUUCCCCAUUCCCGUGAUUGAUGAUUUACUAGAUGAUUUGUGCGGGUCUAAGUACUUCACGAAGCUUGACUUGUUGUCUGGUUAUCGCCAGAUAAGGAUGCACCCUCCUGAUCAGCACAAGACUGCUUUCAGGACACAUCAAGGGCACUAUGAAUUCAGGGUGAUGCCCUUUGGAUUGACAAAUGCACCAGCCACAUUCCAGGCUUUAAUGAACCAAAUUUUUGCUC